Messenger RNA from Lathyrus sativus (Indian pea), 840 nucleotides. The record is from the annotation of a GenBank genome assembly. NCBI's taxonomy places the organism in Eukaryota, Viridiplantae, Streptophyta, Magnoliopsida, Fabales, Fabaceae.
AUGCUUCACUUCACCCCUCCUAUGGAAACAGCUGGUUUGGCCACUCCGAUGACAAUAGCUGCCAGAAUGGAAUCAAGGUGGUCGUGUAGCUUCAACUUAACAACAACAACAACAACAACCACUGCGUUUGUAAACCACACUUUUCCUUUGUCUGUGUCUAAAAAUAAUAAGAGAAGAACGAGCUACAAUUGCAGUUGCAGAGGGAGAGAUGAUGAUCCUCUGUCCACUUUCUCUGCUUACGCUGUUCUGGGAGUCCAACCCAACUGCUCCGCCGCUGAAAUUAAAGCUGCUUUUCGAGCCAAAGUGAAGCAGUUUCACCCAGACCUCAACAGAGAUGAAAACGAAACAUCGGAUGUUAUGAUUCGCCGUGUAAUUCAAGCAUACCAGAUACUAUCCAACUACACACCAUCACAAAUUAUUGAAACGGAGUGCUUAGAUCCCUUUGAUAGACCAGAGUGUGAAGCUUUUGAUGUUUUUGUUAACGAGCUUCUGUGUGUUGGAAAAGCUUGUUCAAAUUCCUGUGUUGAAAGAGCACCUCAUGCUUUCACAUUUGUCCCUUCUACUGGAACAGCACGUGCGAUUUCCCAAGAUCAAGGGGAAGAUUACCAAGUUCAGUGUGCUGUUGGACAAUGCCCUAGAAGUUGCAUUCACUAUGUAACCCCAUCACAGAGAAUUCUUUUGGAGGAGUUACUUCACAGCAUACUGGAUGUACCCUAUGAUACAUCAGCUGAGGCAGAAAUGCUCUAUUCACUUAUAACCAAAGCUAAGUUUGAGAAUAACCGAUACCAAAAGCCAAAGAAGAAAACCAAAUAUUCAACCCAGCAUGUUGAUUGGUUUUAA